Molecule: messenger RNA, 1236 nt
Organism: Trichoderma citrinoviride
Lineage: Eukaryota; Fungi; Ascomycota; Sordariomycetes; Hypocreales; Hypocreaceae
Product: FMN-dependent alpha-hydroxy acid dehydrogenase
Exons: 2
Coding region: 1-1236 (411 amino acids)
Molecular function (GO): FMN binding; oxidoreductase activity
Source: RefSeq, a predicted model, not a curated record
AUGACGGACGAACAAGGUGACGGCCCUCAGCCCUACGCCGCAUACCUGCGGACCAUUGUCCAAAAGGGCCUCUUGGCUGGCGAGCUGCCCAUCGUGACGACAAACCCAAACUGGCUCGAGAAACAGGCCAAGGAGAAGAUGACCAAGGCGGGCUUCGAGUACAUCCUUGGCGGAGCGGGAGAGUCGGCGACCAUGGAUGCGAACCGGCUUGCUUUCCGCCAGUGGAAGAUUGUUCCUCGCGUCCUGAGGCCCACGACGCCUCGCGAUCUGAGUGUCACCAUAUUUGGCCAAAAAUACGACGUUCCCGUAUUCAUGGCUCCUGUGGGCGUCAAUUCCCUAUACCACAAAGACAAGGAGAUCGGAGUUGCCCAAGCCUGCGCCGCCUUGAACGUUCCUUUCACCAUGAGCACAGUUGCCCAAACCACAAUGGAAGAAAUCGCAGCCGCAGUCCCAAAAUCGCCCAGAUGGUUCCAGCUCUACUGGCCCAGUGACGAAGAGAUUACGGCUUCUCUCCUGAAGAGAGCCAAGGACAAUGGCUUCACAGCGCUCGUCGUAACCCUGGACACGUGGACGCUUGGGUGGAGGCCGCACGACCUGGACUUUGCCAACAUUCCCUUCCUCCUGGGCGAGGGCUGCGCGAAUGGGUUCGCAGAUCCUGUCGUUAGACGCAAGUUUGCGGAGAUGAGCGAUGGCGGAACACCCGAGGAUAAUGUCAUGCAGGCGUCGUUGUACUGGAUCGGCGAGGCUUUCCCCGGAAAGUCUCACGCUUGGGAAGAUAUCAAGAUCUUGAAAAAGUACUGGGACGGGCCCAUCAUCCUCAAGGGAAUCCUCAGCGUCGAAGAUGCCGAGCUGGCUGCUGAGCAUGGUGUGGACGGCAUCAUUGUCAGCAAUCACGGCGGCCGCCAGAUUGACGGCACCAUAGCUACUCUGGAUGUGCUCCCGGAGAUUGUCGAUGCUGUCGGCUCCCGGCUGACCGUCAUGAUGGAUUCUGGCAUCCGCACCGGCGCCGACAUCGUCAAGGCCCUUGCUCUUGGAGCCAAAGCCGUCCUAGUUGGGCGGCCGGUGGUUUACGGACUGGGCAUCAAUGGCAAGGAGGGGGCCGAAGCAGUACUGGCUGGAUUGCUGGCUGAUUUGGAUCUGACCAUGGGCCUUGCCGGAGCGAAACGCGUGGCGGACUUGAAGAGGUCGCUGUUGCGGAGGGUCCAGUAUCCUGGAGAUGUCAAGUCGAAUCUUUGA